This is a messenger RNA of Aspergillus sclerotioniger CBS 115572, 2094 nucleotides long. Its product is annotated as extracellular serine-threonine rich protein. The record is from RefSeq and is a predicted model, not a curated record. Lineage: Eukaryota; Fungi; Ascomycota; Eurotiomycetes; Eurotiales; Aspergillaceae. The transcript is spliced from 3 exons. Bases 1 to 2094 code for a protein of 697 amino acids.
AUGAGGGCCGCAGUCCUGGCCUCUCUCCUCUCGGUCUCUCUCUGGCCUCUUGCGGCUCUGGCUCACCCCAGAGGCUUGUGGUGGGGAACCGAUGAAUGCUAUUCCAGCCCUGGAAAAGCCGACAAUGAGUGUUCUAAGGAGCAGCAGACUGGUUUUGACUGGUCUGGCCUUGCUGUCGGUUCCUUCUCGGCCUAUGCUGGCUUCGACUUCUCGGGCUUCUCCCUGAAAGAUCGCUUCAACGCUUCUGCCUCUGGUAGUGGGAAAUGCAUCGUUGGUAAACUCUCAAAGGGAAGCUCCUCGGCCCCGAAGAUGUCCUACGGAAAAGCCCAGAAGGGAUUCUCUGUCAGCAACUUCCGUCUUGUUACCUCCCAGAAGGCUGAUGUCCGCAUCGUCUAUAACAUGCCUGAUGGGUCAACCUGCAAUCAUGUUACGUCCUGCUCCCCGGCCGGUACAGAUGUUACCAACUAUCAGUGCGGAGGUGCUACUUCAGUGAGCUUCGAGCUGAAUGCGGACACCGAUAUUGAUGCCAGUGACUUGGGUAUCUAUGAGGUCAAAUUCGAUUGCUCGCCUAGCGAGGACCCGUCUACAUCCAGUACCAUCUCUCUUCCCUCGUCGACUCCGGCGAGUGGCUCCUCCACGCCACUCAUCCCAGUGGUUCCGACGUCAUCUGCAGCUGCGACGACCACUGCUUCUACGACACCUGUCAACUUGACCACGUCGAUCACGUCGUCUGGCAGUGUUCCGUCUGGCAGCUCCCCCGUCGAAACUACAUCUUCAAGUCUGGUCCUUACUAGCCCUGCUCCAUCGACCUCCGUUGUUGCACCAGGGCCUAGUUCUUCGGUUCCUCCGGUUGACAAGACUACUGUCGUCACGUAUGUGACGGUUACCACCUGUCCAGUGACUUCUACCGGCUCUGCGGGCGGCUCGCUCACCACGUCGGUGGGGUCUACCGUCUCUACUGUCACGCUGACCUCGACCUCGACCAUUUGCACCAAGUGUGUUGCUCCAACCUCUGCUGUACCGAUCUCAUCUGGCCCCAUCUCCGUCCCUGAGAGAACGACAACAGUCGUCACUUGGGAGACUCUGACCACCUGCCCUGUGACCAAUGUUGUUACCUCGAGUGGUGUCCCUGUUACCUCAGUCACCAGCACAGUCUCGACUGUGACUCUGACUUCAGUGUCCACAAUCUGCCCUGGGUGUUCAGCCACUCCAACCUCUGUUGUCUCCAGUGCGCAUGGCCCAUCUGGACCGGUCUCUGUCCCUGAGAGCACAACAACUGUUGUAACUUGGGCAACCGUGACCACCUGCCCGGUGACUGCAGUCGUUACCUCCAGUGGCACCGCCAUCACCACAGUCACCAACACGGUUUCAACAAUCACACUGACUGCGACCUCCACAGUUGCCAAGACAGGCGGAGCCACUACCUCGGGUGCUACUGAGGUGUCUACCCCAGCUCCAUCUGCACCAUGCCCUAACUCGGUGCCUAAGUGUAUCAAUACCUGGUUGAACUUGCUUCCGAAGUGCAACUCUAACAGCGAUGUCAGCUGCUACUGCCCGUCGGAUGAAUUCACCAAAAAGGUCAUUUCUUGCAUCCAGGCAUGGGGAGCCUCUCAGUCAGAAGUCCAGGCUGCUCUCUCUUACUUUGCUGGUAUCUGUGCUGCCCAUAUCCCGCAAAACCCAGGCAUCGUGACCGUCAUCCCCACCACGAUCACUCUGGGCCCUGCUCCCACUGUUGCCCCCCCGGUUACAGGUACAGCCGCCCUGACAACUGCUGCACCUCCUGCGCCAUAUACCACCGUCACCUACUCCACCUGGACAGUGACCGUGCCUAAGGUUGUGUUCACCACCGCCGUCGGCAGCACUCAGACCACUGUGGGCCUCAUCCCAGGCGUACCAACCGGCACCUCAGCCAUCUCGACCAAUAUUUCCAAUCCCUGGGUCUCGUCGACACUGGCUACCACAUCAAGUCAUCCGUCUCCUUCCCGAUCCCCCAGCUCCACGCCUCCUCUGCUGUCCAACACCGGAGCAAACGACAAGGCCCCCUCAAGCUGGUGGUUGGGUAUCGCCAUGGCCGCUCUCUUGGGUGUCUACUAA